CAACUGCGGCGCAGUGUAGUGGUAAAAACGCCCUGAUUUGGGGACAUCAAUCAAGUGUUGAGGCUGCUCGAACACCCCAGCCUAAGCCACAAGUUUCAGCCAUCCACUGGGGUAGGAACGCCACAGGAGGUCUCUUGUCCCACCGCCCGAGACGCCUGGUCAAUGCCGCAUAGAGUCGGCAGCCAUGGUGGGUCUGGUGAAAACGAUCGUCGAUGGCUACAACCACAUCAUGGUGGACUUGCGAGACCCGCGCAUGGAUGACUUCCCGCUGAUGUCGUCGCCCUUCCCCGUGCUGGCCAUCUGCCUGACGUACGUGUGGACCGUCUGCUGGCUCGGCCCGCGCUGGAUGAAGAACCGGCCGCCCUACGACGUGCGCCGCCUCCUUGUUGUCUACAACGCCGCCCAAGUGAUGCUCUCCCUGCUCCUGUUCUACAGGAUGCUGAUGUCAGGAUGGCUUUUCGAGUACAGCUUUCGCUGCCAGCCUGUGGACUACUCCAACGACCCCAAGGCCUUAUACAUGGUGACUUCUUGCUGGAUGUAUUUUUUCUCGAAAAUCCUUGAGUUCCCGGACACGAUCUUCUUCGUGCUGCGGAAGAAGUUCGCGCACGUGUCGGUACUGCACGUGGUCCACCACGGCAUCAUGCCGUUCUCGGUGUGGUGGGGUGCCAAGUUUAUACCAGGCGGCCACAGCACUUUCUUCGGUCUGGCCAACACAUUUGUGCACAUCUUCAUGUACGCCUAUUACAUGGUGGCCGCAAUGGGUCCCCGGUACCAGCGCUUCAUCAGAUGGAAGAAGCACAUGACCAACUUGCAGAUGGUGCAGUUCGUGGCCAUCAUGCUGCACUCGUUCCAGCUGGUGUUCAGAGAGUGUGACUACCCGACCAUUGCCUUCUGGUACAUCGGCGCCCACGGCCUGCUCUUCUUCAUGCUCUUCCUCGGCUUCUACAGGCGGGAAUACUACGGCAAGAAGCCCAAGAAGGAUGAUGAUGCCGUCAGCGUGGUCAACGGAAGUGCCGCCACGACCAAUGGCCACAAUGGCAUCAAGACAAACGGCAGCGGCGUCGCCCACCAGAGCAACGACUUCGUCAAGCAGACCAACGGACUCGCCAGGGAGGCCAAUGGAUUCGCCACGCCAGACAGCAACGGCCACAUGAACGGCUACCAGAACGGCGUGCGGGCUCGUGGCGCCGCCUCAAACGGUGUGCUGAGCCACUAGCGUCACCACGCGGCCAUUUGGAAACACUUCAGUCAGCGACAGCGGCGUCAGAUGGCGGACGGGGCUCACCUGAGUAGCAGCUACUUUCGGCCGUCCAUUGUUAGCGUGGAGCGCCGUGGUCUCAGUGGGUGACCGUGUCGUACUGCGGCGCCGUGUCGUCGGACCAGCUGUUUGUUUUAUGCGUGCUGAGUGAAAGUGGUCGCGCUUUUGCGUCUGUGGCUUUCUAGUUCUGUAUGUCUUGUUGACGCUCAACGGUCAGGAUCAGUGUGCGCCGCCGUGUGCCUUAAUCGCAUAAGCUGUGUGCUGUUUGGCUGGCAGCAAGGUACGACCAUUAUCACCAUCCUAUGUUCCAUAUUGUUUAGAUAAACAUGCAGCGGUCUGUGGGCCACACAACACUGCCCUCGUGCAUAUGAAAGGUCAGGGUCGCACGGUGCCGGUUUGCCUGUUUUAUGGGUUGUUGUCGGUAGGUUCGCCUCUUUACUAAGGUUUCCGUGCGAUGCCCGUUUAGUGUUGGCCGUUGAGACAGCCUGUUCCCCUCCACAUCCAUCUCCCCAGCUUGCUACUAAUCGUUGCUCUUGAGCUGUGCCAAGCUCCGGAGACCUUCCAUCAUGCCAUACGGCUCUGUUGUGAGCUGCACCGUCCUGUUGUUUCCUUUCACGCACCUCGCGCGGCUGUUACGCCUCAGCGGUUCACCCCAUCAUUCAGGUAUCAUAUGCAGUCCAUUCCGUCAUCACGUCACUCCCAAACAGCUAAUGGCACCAAGCGCCUGCUCUUGCAGCGCCCAUUCUGUCGGCGUGCGCCGUCCGUGGCUUAGCAUGAUACGCCGACCGCCACCGCCAACAUGGACCGGUGGCAUGUUGUGCGCCAGCCGUUGCGGUCGCCCGCUGCACCCAUCCACUUCAACUUGUGUUCCUCUGUCCCCUUUUAAAUCCGGGAACGCGGUGGUCGGUUCUCUUCCCACGUCUCUGCGCCGCCGCUCGACCAGCCGCCACGCACGUACAAUCGCGUCAGCUCGCGCGCGCCUGGAGUCCAUCGCACGAGUCUGCCCAUCCAUCCCCGGCCCAUUCUGCCAGGCUGUUCCUACCUGCUGUCCGGCCCGCCCGUCUCCGGCGCUAGUCCUCUCAACGCCGGGCCCAACGUCCACGCGCGGCUACCGCUGCCACGGGCACCCGAGCGUGUCAUUCACUGUCAUGGGACCACAGGGGCUUUGCGUCUCCCGAGCCGCCUGGCGCUGGCCUCCGCCGCCUCCAUCCCCGGGGUGGUGCUGCCGCCGCACUGUUGGGACCGAGUCCCCUCGCCCGCAGCGUUCCGCGCCGUGUGCACCCUCUGUACUCGCCAGGUGGGGACCAAACAUUGAAAUACAUCCGCCGCG
Molecule: messenger RNA, 2588 nt
Organism: Pollicipes pollicipes
Lineage: Eukaryota; Metazoa; Arthropoda; Thecostraca; Pollicipedomorpha; Pollicipedidae
Product: elongation of very long chain fatty acids protein
Exons: 9
Coding region: 185-1216 (343 amino acids)
Biological process (GO): fatty acid elongation, saturated fatty acid; fatty acid elongation, polyunsaturated fatty acid; fatty acid elongation, monounsaturated fatty acid
Cellular component (GO): endoplasmic reticulum membrane
Molecular function (GO): fatty acid elongase activity
Source: RefSeq, a predicted model, not a curated record